UUACUUAUAGUUAGGCUUGUCGAAAAGAAGAAGAAAUUAAAGAUUCGAAAGAUAGAAAAAAUGUGGAGGCUGAAGAUAGGAGAGGGGGGAAACAAUCCCUACAUGUUUAGCACAAACAACUUUGUUGGAAGACAGAUAUGGGAAUUUGAUCCGGAGGCCGGAACGCCGGAAGAGAGGGCGGCAGUGGAAAAGGCCCGCCUUAACUUCCUCAACCACCGUCAUCGGAUCAAAGCUAGCAGCGACCUCCUAUGGCGUAUGCAGUUCUUGGGAGAAACAAAGUUGAAAGAAAGAAUUGGUGGAGUAGUUAAGAUAGAAUAUGGAGAGGUGAUUUCAUAUGAAAAGGCCACAGCAGCAGUAAGGAGGGCAGCUCAUUUCCUCUCAGCUUUGCAGGCCAGUGAUGGACAUUGGCCUGCUGAAAAUGCUGGCCCUUUGUUCUUUCUUCCCCCUUUGGUGAUGUGUCUCUACAUUACAGGCCAUCUUAAUAUUAUUUUGAGCGCUGAACAUUGCAAAGAAAUUCUUCGUUAUAUAUAUUAUCAUCAGAAUGAAGAUGGCGGAUGGGGCUUGCAUGUCGAGGGUCAAAGUAUUAUGUUUAGCACAACCCUCAAUUAUGUUUGUAUGCGAAUAUUAGGAGAAAAACCCAAUAUUAUUGGUCAAAACAAUGCUUGUGAAAAAGCACGGCAAUGGAUUCUUAAUCACGGUGGGGCAACAUACAUACCUUCUUGGGGAAAGACUUGGCUUUCGAUACUUGGUCUUUCCAAUUGGGAAGGAUGCAAUCCCAUGCCCCCUGAAUUUUUUAUUCUCCCUUCAUUUUUUCCAAUACACCCAGCUAAAAUGUGGUGUUACUGUCGAACGGUGUAUUUGCCCAUGUCAUAUUUAUAUGGAAAAAGAUUUAUUGGUCCAAUCACACCUCUUAUUCUUCAAUUGAGGGAGGAGAUUUUUACUCAACCUUAUGAUGAAAUAAAUUGGAAGAAAGUACGUCAUUAUUGUGCUAAAGAGGAUCUAUAUUAUCCUCAUCCAUGGAUACAAAAUUUGCUUUGGGAUAGUCUAUACAUGUGUGCCGAGCCUUUACUUACUCGAUGGCCCUUAAAUAAAUUGAUUAGAGAGAAAGCUCUACAAGUAACAAUGGAAUAUAUUCAUUACGAGGAUGAGAAUAGUCGAUACAUUACCAUUGGAUGUGUUGAAAAGGUAUUAUGUAUGCUUUCUUGUUGGGUUGAAAAUCCAAAUGGAGAUUAUUUUAAAAAACACCUUGCUAGGAUUCCGGACUAUCUAUGGGUUGCUGAAGAUGGAAUGAAGAUGCAGGUAGUACUAUAAUUUAUUUUUUCUUAUGUACUUUCCAAAUUUCUAAUAUUUAUUUCAUUUCACAAUUCCUUAUUAAUAAAUUCACAUAUUGAUGGAUGUGCUUCAAAGAAAAUAUGAAGCACUCAUUUUUUAAUAGGUUU
Messenger RNA from Humulus lupulus (European hop), 1439 nucleotides. Its product is annotated as beta-amyrin synthase-like. Gene Ontology annotation, cellular component: lipid droplet. Gene Ontology annotation, biological process: triterpenoid biosynthetic process. Gene Ontology annotation, molecular function: beta-amyrin synthase activity. Bases 61 to 1311 code for a protein of 416 amino acids. The transcript has 9 exons. The record is from RefSeq and is a predicted model, not a curated record. Lineage: Eukaryota; Viridiplantae; Streptophyta; Magnoliopsida; Rosales; Cannabaceae.